AAGCGUGUGUUUGGGGCGGCGUUGGGGGAGGCGGUGAAGAUCCCGUGCUCUGUGACGGCCGAACCGCCGGACGUGGCCUUCCAGUGGACGGUCAACAACGCGGAACUGUUGGCCAGUUUCGCGUCGUUCGGUCUCGAGUCCACUCUGACGUUCACACCGAAGACCAAACGCGACUUUGGUGUCAUCGCCUGUCGGGCGAAGAACUCGGUGGGCGUACAGCGCGACCCCUGCGUGUUCUCCAUCAUCUCCGCGGGUCUGCCCUCACCGGUCACCGGGUGUUUGGUCGUCAACCAGACCUCCACCUCAAUACUCAUCGACUGCAUUAGCGGCGAUGACGGCGGUCUGGAACAGGAGUUCCAUCUGGAACUGUACGAGUCGGCCGAUCACCGGCUUGUGGCCAAUCGGUCGGUCAAACAUAGGGCAGAGUUUCGACUCCAGGACCUGAGCUCCGGCACACAGUAUUUGGCGCUCGUAUACGCGUCCAAUGGUAAGGGCCGGAGCGCACCCAUUGAGCUGACCGUGCCUACGCUUGCCUUGCUCAAUCGCAAAUUUGUGGCGGACAGCCCGCACACGGAGGAUAUCUCGCUAGUGUUGGCCGUUGUAUUAGGGCUGGGAUUAGUGGCAAUACUGGUGCUCAUGAUAUCUGUCAUAAUAUGCAGAAUAAGGACAAAGAAUCGCCGGAAAGAGGCGGCGGAGGACCGCCAGCGACGAGACAAUGCCGCCGAUGGACGCAGAUUAAACAUUAAUGGUGACAUAUUUGCUGACCACUCAUCCAAAGAGGAUUUGGCAGAAAUGCUGGACACCGGCGGCGAUCGUAAGAAUCCGGAUGUAAUUCCGCCGAUCGAUGGCUACUCUGUGAACCUUAUGCCCGAUAAAGAGGGGUCGGGAGGCGGCGGCGGAGGGGGUGUUGUCACUCACGACGACAAUGGGCUGGCAUUUCACCAACAAAUACAAGCCAUUAAUAGCAUUAGCAGUAAUCAUAGGCUUUCAAUGAACACCCAAUCGAUCGGCAAUUAUUCGACACAAACACAGACACCGCCGCCGAGUAGUGACGACACCUCAAAGACAUUGCACCGGCAGAGAGUGUUCCCACUGUCGACACCCGUUUGAUACCAAUAUACAACCCCAACCAUAUUUAAUACCUGUAUUUUGUGAUAUAAUAUACAAAUAUAGCCGCAAACUAAGCGCCAAAUAUUUACAUAAUAUUUAAUAAUUAUUGCAUUAAUUCAUAUAAUAAUAAUAACUCAAGAAUUGAUGAGUGCCUUAAGGUAUCGCUGAAGACGUUUGGAUAAGUCUACGCGAAAUGCAAUCAAAAUUAUUAUUGCAAACCAUAUGUAAUCGCAAUGAGAAGUACCGGUAUAUGACUGGAUGUGCGACCCGUACGACAUGUUUGGCCACAUCUAUAUUAUAUUGAUUGUGAAAUAAGAGUCUUAUGUAUAGAGAAAAUCAUUUUUGAGGGUUAUUUUAGAGCACAACACAUGUAUAUUAUGUAAUAAUAAUUAUGAUUAUUAUAUUGUAUUUAAAGAGAGUU
This is a messenger RNA of Medioppia subpectinata, 1531 nucleotides long. NCBI's taxonomy places the organism in Eukaryota, Metazoa, Arthropoda, Arachnida, Sarcoptiformes, Oppiidae. The record is from the annotation of a GenBank genome assembly.